Messenger RNA from Sorghum bicolor (sorghum), 2389 nucleotides. RefSeq names its product probable arabinosyltransferase ARAD1. Lineage: Eukaryota; Viridiplantae; Streptophyta; Magnoliopsida; Poales; Poaceae. The record is from RefSeq and is a predicted model, not a curated record. Bases 355 to 1743 code for a protein of 462 amino acids. Gene Ontology annotation, molecular function: glycosyltransferase activity. The transcript is spliced from 2 exons.
GCUAUAGACUACUUGUCUGCAACAUUGUGGUCGCUCUAACCCACGGUCGACGGUCACUCACACUUCCCAAACCAGAAACCACAAGAGCAGCCGUGGGGUAAUGCGUGCAGCGCUUGCGUGGAUUUGGAGAUCCCCGCCCGUGCCUUUCCGCCGCCUACAGUUGCCACCAAGCUCCAGAUCCGACCGCCUCGAUCGGGACUCGAGCGUCAGUCACCGCACAGCGAUCAACCGGCCGCCGCGGGUGACCAACCCACCCGCCCUUCCCCCCGCCAGAUCCCCAGAUCCCCCUUCCCACCCAGCCAUGGCCGCGCCCCGCUCCGGCCUCCGCCCGCACUGCCACUGCUAGCGCGCGCCAUGGCCGCCUCCUCCUCCUCCUCCUCCUCCUGCCGGAGCCCGCUCGUCUGGCUCUUCGCGCUCGCCGCCGCGCUCUUCUUCUUCUCCUGGUACCUCCUCCUCGACUCCGCCGCGGGCCCAGCCGCCGCCCGCCGCCCCAACCAGUGGCUCCGCCUCGGCGGCGCCGGGCCCGGUAGGAAAUGCGACCCCGCCGAGGCGCUGCUGCGAGUGUUCAUGUACGACCUGCCCCCCGAGUUCCACUUCGGCCUGCUCGACUGGAAGCCCCCCGGGUUCGGCGGCGGCGUGUGGCCCGACGUCAGGGACGGCGUGCCGGAAUACCCGGGGGGGCUCAACCUACAGCACAGCAUCGAGUACUGGCUCACCCUCGACCUCCUGGCCUCCGAGCAGGGCGCGCCCACGCCCUGCGCGGCGGUGCGGGUGCGCCGCGCGGCGGACGCCGACGUCGUCUUCGUGCCCUUCUUCGCCUCGCUCAGCUUCAACCGCCACUCCCGGGUCGUGCCGCCCGCGCGGGACAGCGAGGACCGCGCCCUGCAGCGGAGGCUCCUCGAGUUCCUCGCCGCGCGGCCCGAGUGGCGGAGGACCGGAGGGCGGGACCACGUCGUGCUCGCGCACCACCCCAACGGGAUGCUCGACGCGCGCUACAGGUUCUGGCCCUGCGUCUUCGUGCUCUGUGACUUCGGGAGGUACCCGCCCAGCGUCGCCAACCUUGACAAGGACGUCAUCGCGCCCUACCGGCACCUCGUCGCCAAUUUCGCUAAUGACACCGCCGGAUACGAUGACCGGCCGACGCUGCUCUACUUCCAAGGUGCCAUCUACAGGAAAGAUGGUGGUUCCAUCCGGCAGGAACUGUAUUACCUUCUGAAAGACGAGAAAGAUGUGCAUUUCUCAUUUGGAAGUGUAGCUGGUAAUGGGAUCGAGCAAUCAACACAUGGGAUGCGGUCAUCCAAGUUCUGCCUCAACAUUGCAGGUGACACUCCAUCGUCCAACCGCCUCUUCGACUCCAUAGUCAGUCACUGUGUUCCUGUCAUCAUCAGCGAUGAGAUUGAGCUCCCGUUUGAGGAUGUCCUUGACUACUCAAAGUUCAGUGUCAUAGUACGUGGCGCAGACGCGGUCAAGAAGGGGUUUCUAAUGAGCCUGAUCACAGGGAUCAGCCAAGAAGAGUGGGCACACAUGUGGAACAAGCUAAAGGAAGUAGAAAAGCACUUUGUGUACCAAUACCCAUCUCAGACUGAUGAUGCCGUGCAGAUGAUAUGGAAGGCUAUUGCUCGGAAGGUGCCCUCUAUCCGGCUGAAGAUUAACAGACUACAAAGAUUUUCUCGGUUUGAUACUAACAGGACAGAUGAGACUCUACCCCAGUCUUCUUCUUGGCUACAGAAUCAGGCUCCUUGAUUUUGGACUACCAAGCUCAGGCUUUUGCCAUGUUUGCAAUCCUGUUGAAACAAGAGUUGAUACUGAAGACCAAACCUUAAUCGCAUGACUGGGGGCAGAUGUUAUGUUACAGCUGCAGACAUUAACGGAGAGUAAAGUUGAAACACUUUAGCAUAACAGAAUUACAUAUCCAAUGCCAUAUCUUUUUUCUUCAAUUCUUUUUUCUUUUACUUACUAUUCAUCCAAAAUGUCCUCGGCUGCAGACUAAGGACAAUGAAUUUUGUACGAGAAGCUGUAUAUUCUAGGCGGCGAUAUAAUUACUGAUCAGUUACAGGUGCUGAGCACUUUCGGCCAACGUCCACUGAAGUCUAAUGGGAAGGUUCUGCAGUGCUUGGCUGAUAAGUCAUGGCUGAAAGUACUAUUCGCUGAUUUGUUUUGUGAGAAAAACACCGCUGAAUGCUGUGUGUGGUAGGUUAUUAGCUGCAGGAUUGAGAUCGGUAUGUGGCAUUCGGAUAGUCAUAUACUCAUAUGCCACCGAAAGCAUAGAAAGACUGUGAACGGGCGUACCAGAUAGGGAAAGCUUGAUAAUAGCCUUUUCCACUUGUUUUACGGUUUCACAUACUCAGUAUGUUCAAUUGUGUCUUCCACUUGUUUUUAUAGUUUCACA